This is a messenger RNA of Amphimedon queenslandica, 858 nucleotides long. RefSeq names its product bifunctional coenzyme A synthase-like. Gene Ontology annotation, biological process: coenzyme A biosynthetic process. The coding region runs from base 46 to 858 and encodes 270 amino acids. The transcript has a single exon. Gene Ontology annotation, molecular function: dephospho-CoA kinase activity. The record is from RefSeq and is a predicted model, not a curated record. NCBI's taxonomy places the organism in Eukaryota, Metazoa, Porifera, Demospongiae, Haplosclerida, Niphatidae.
UAAAUCUACUCUAUUAUAACCUAAACCACACCCACAAUAAUUAAAAUGUACAGGUGUGGUGCUCUAAUUGUGAAGGGGUCCUCCAGUCCUAAGCAGCUAGUUCCUUCAUUGACAGCCGCUGCUGCUCUCGUACGUGAUGUAUUAUACGUCCCACUAGCUCCUCUUUCCGUUGAAGAGCCAUUAACUGACCUUGCAAGCAGAAUAAACAGGAUUUACUUCACCCUGUCAUGUAUUAAACCAAAUCUUGACUUGAGGGUCAUCCUUCCACCGACCACGCCUCCUGCCACACCUACCACCUUUCCUCUUAGCAACACUCUUGAUGCUCUCCUCUCUCCUGAGACAGACUUUAAUGCAAUAUCAGGAUUACCCGAAUACUCAAAUAUUUCAAUUCGUACCGACGAGCACUUGCAAUCAAUUUUCAAAACCAUUUCUCCUCUUCCUCCCGGCCCUGAUGCCACUCCUUUAGCCACACCUACAACCAUUACGCCACACAGUGACGUUGCUUUGGGCGGUACCUUUGAUUCUAUUCACAUUGGUCACCUCCUUUUGCUAACGACAGCAGCACUCAUAGCAACCAAGAGGGUACUAGUGGGUAUUGCUGACGGGCCGUUACUAGCUAAAAAGGUUCUCGGGGAAUUAAUAAAACCAAUUGACUACCGCAUAAGGAAAGUGGAGAGUAUAUUACGUGAUGUGAAGUGUGGGCUUGAGUUGGAGGUUGUUCCAAUCACUGAUGUAUUUGGACCAGCAGGAUGGGAUAGUGGUCUCAACUGUCUAGUGGUGACACCAGAGACACUCAAGGGAGGAGAUGCAAUUAAUAAAGAAAGAGAGGAAAAGGUAUGUGAAUCUGGGUUCCUAUAA